Messenger RNA from Symsagittifera roscoffensis, 1672 nucleotides. RefSeq lists its product as uncharacterized. The coding region runs from base 124 to 1119 and encodes 331 amino acids. Lineage: Eukaryota; Metazoa; Xenacoelomorpha; Acoela; Convolutidae. The transcript is spliced from 4 exons. The record is from RefSeq and is a predicted model, not a curated record.
UUUUUUGAUGAAUUUAUUUUAUAUGAGAGCUUACAGAUAUGCAGAAAAAUAUCAUUUGAUUUGAACGAAUUAAAGCUUUUCCUUCAGAUUGACGCCCGAAUUGAAUUGGUUUAAAGCGACAAAAUGCAUUUAGCGCUUUAUUUUUUGCUCUCUUUUGUGUUUUCCACAGCUACUGAUGCGUCGACCCAACUUGAUCUCUCCCUCUUUCGGGAAGAGUGUCCAUGUUUGAAAGCAUACGACGCGGAGCCUGUAUUUGCGUACUACGCAUAUGAUAUAGACUCAUGCGUUGUGUAUUGUAUAGGAGUUCAAGCUUGCGAGGCUGUCAACUAUUGCAGUGAGACGAAACUGUGCAAAGGAUAUAGUAAGUUUGGUGUGGGUUAUGAGCCCGAGGCAAUCAACAACCUGGACUGUACUAACUUCCCGUCCUACUCUUCCACUUCUUCUGAGAGGUGGUACUGGGUCAAAGAGGUCAUUGACGGGGAAACCACGGACUGCCAGAUAGAACACAAUAGACUGGGACAAACACCCACAUCGAAUGACUACACAAUUCAAGUACGCGGGUACCCGCUGCGAGUAUUUUGUGACUGGGGCCAAAAUGGAGCCCCCACCAAGACGUAUAUGAACUUGGCAUCUGCAUAUACCACUUAUUCUCACUGGGGUGGCAGUAUCUACUCUACAGAUCAACCAAUUGCGUCGUCAACAAGGACUUUUCAAAAAGUGAGGCUUUUAGUGGACAAAUGCUUCCUGGCAGUUAGCGUGGAUGAUGUCUCCUAUUCGACUUUAUCAGGAGCAUUUGUGGAAAAUGAUUUCACUUACCUCUUUUUCGGGAAGGGAGGAAAUUGCAAAUCGUAUCAAACCUCAUCCCCUGGGAAGCACGACAUCUACCUGUUGGACACUCCCUUCAUGUUCGCAGCCGGGUUAACUUUCCGCGGUGGAGGUUGGCAGGGACACAUACAAGGAGACCCAAUUCUGGAACCCCAACGGUCCUACAUAAUGGCAGGGGGAGGCUGCGGUAUUAUUCAACCCUUUUCGGUCAAAGAUCCGAAAACGAAUCAGGAUUUAAGACUGACCUACAUCCCACUCAACAUGUAUGAUCGCACUGGAAUGGCAACUACUUAGAAUAUUCAAAACAUAUCAUCUCCCUGAGCACAAACACCAGAUUCAAAUAAAAACUUGACCGCAUUAACGAUGAGCUUAUAUAUGCUCAAUUUUUUCACUUUUUUUCGACCGUUCCAAGGAUGAGCUAAUAUAUUCGCAAAUUUUUCAGUUUUUUUAACAUUAUAAGUGGCAAAAUGGACUUCACCCCCACUCCCCCCCCCCAUCUGCGGCGUGUUUUGCUACUGUGAGCUUAAUUUUGUGAUAUGGUGAGCUGAAGUUUCAUUUGGUUUGAAUAUCUAAAUCUUGUUUUCUUUUGUGAUUUUUUGUGGAGCAUAAUUGAUCUUCCUUAACCUUGUAAAAACCCUUCAGACUGGUUGCAGUUAUUGAGUAUUAAAAUAGACACGUGACAAUUUCUGGAUGCUUUCUAGAAUCGUAUUUCCUUUGGAGCGCAGACUGUCAUUCUGCUUUCAAUUGGUUAGCUUAAAAGGGAUGGCGAUGAUCAUCAAAGCAAACUCUGGGUGCUUUCAAAUUUGUUAUUACACAAGCAAAGCUUGUGCUAUUGUAUGAACUAUCU